GCCACAUUGUCGCGGCAGGAGGGCAUUUGGGUAUGACCGAGCCCUCGCAGGACACAGGUGCUUUUCGCCUCAAAUAGGCAGAGCCGCCGCGUUCUUCAUGCAUAUCUUAUCAUUUUUUUGACCGCUGCUAUGGCUUUAACGCCAGCAACCCUGAUCGAUGGCGCCGAGACACCGGCUAGUACAACGCCUGGACACCAACAUCAUCAUCACCAUCACCACUUAGACGGUGCUGGAAGAAGGAUCAGGCACCUACUCCUUCCAGAUGGGAGGCAAGUGCACGUCGCAGGGAAUCCAGAUGAGGCUCGCCGGAUGGGCCAGACAUUGCGCCUGAACGAGCAGGACAACUUCGAUCUGGUCGUUCAUGGGAGUCCUGAGCAUAUCGAAGCCCUUCGCGAUACUCAUUCUCAUCAUGAAGAGCGGCAUCGCCAGCUCAAGGAAGAGUACCCAGACCUUGCUGCUGAGUUCGAACAUGUGUUCCGCGAACUUGGCGCCCUUUCCUCUGAACUCCAUAUGAUCAGCGAGCACGCUGUGCGACUUGAUGCAAAUUUCUCGAAGUAUGGCUAUUCUGCGCAUCUGCGUACCAGGGAUUAUAGCGAUGAAGAUGGCUCCUCGACUAGUGACUCAAAUUUUGACAAAGAAACAUGGCACGCUGACCUGAAGCUCGGCGAGACAAUGCGCUUCUAUCAAAAGCCCAUUGUGCGCCAAUACUUUCACAAGGGACUUCUUUGGCGCGCGCGAGAGGCACAGGAAGUCGCUAGUUACGAGCUGUUUAUCGACCUUUUCUAUGUUGGUAUUAUCGCGAUUACGGGUGACACCGCAGCCGAGCAUCCAAAUGGGCAAUCACUGCUCCACUUUGUCAUCACAUUUAUCAUGGGCUGGAAAUUUUGGAGCGAUAUCAGUUUACUCAUCUCGUGGUUCGACAGCGACGACGUUCUACGGCGCUGCAGCGUACUGUUCAUCCUGACAUGUUUGCUUGGCUUCACGACAAACAUGGUGGACGCGUUCGAGCACACAUAUACGCCACUGGUCGCGUUUUACGUUACUGCGAGGCUGUUCCUGAUCAUGAGCCUGUUCUGGUACGCGUACUUGAUCCCGAUGGUCCGCGCGUCCAUGAUCGGCAAUGGUAUCAUUGCGCUCAUCCCAGUAACUCUUUGGAUAGGCAGUAUCUACGUCGAAGAACCCGUUCGCCAGGGUCUCAUCUGGACCGCAAUAAUGUUCGAUCUUUUUGGAAGCUAUCUGAUGAUCACACUUCAGAGACCUGGAGGCUUCCAACGCAAACUGCCCGCAAGCUGGCAAGAGCGGCUGGAGUUUUUUCCAGGGACUAAUAUCGAACACAGGAUCGAGCGAACGAACGCUUUUGUUACUUUGGUCUUUGGGUCUUGUGUAUUGGGCAUCUUAUACCAAAGCUCUUCGGCGAUGGGUGUCAAUGCUUUUUUCGGCAAGGCUGUGCUUGGCCUUGUCCAAGCAUUCACUUUCAAUUGGAUAUACUUCGAGAUUGACUCCUUCAACCUGCAUACACAUGCUAUCCGACGGCACGUGGGAUCAGCUAUGGUUUGGUUCUCAAUCCACCUGCCGUUCAUCAUGUCCUUCGUCCUAAGCGCUGGUGCACUCGCAGUACUGGUUCGAGCCCACGACUGUCUGGACGCCGAGGUGGAGUCACUGUUUGAAACCUCCAUACCUCGUUCAGACGAUCACAUCUCGAUAGGUCUGCAAUGGUAUUACUGCGGUGGUCUUGGCAUCUCUCUCCUUUGUCUCGCAAUCAUCGCAUGGACGCAUACACAUCGUAAGAUUCCGAAUCAGCGCAUCAAGAAACACUUCCGCCUCCUCUUUCGUGUCGCCAUGGCUAUCGUCAUCACCUGUCUCCCAUUAGCGCAUCUCGAUAGCCUAGAGUUAGUCGCCGCUACGUCUGGGCUGGUCGUAUGUGUGCUGGUACUGGAGCUGGUUGGAAGCACUUGUUGGGGCGAAAGCUUCUGGUGGAACGCGAAUUGCGGCAGAAACAAGUGCAGUUACGGCGCAAAAUGCAGCGUGAGGAAGGAAGAAUUAGAGAAAUCGCUUAAAGACGGAACGGCACUGAAUGUAGAGGAAAUUGCGAAAAGAGAGGGAAAAGAGAGGGGCUAUAUUGGGGCUGUGUAAUGGAGGAGACUUAUGGAAGAGGACUAUUUUGGUCAAUGACGGGGCAGUCCUUGAGUGCGUCGAACGUGGUGAAACCUUUCGUGGUGGCAUAAACAAUACGAUCGAGGCCUGCACUGCAAGUAUGAGCGGUAUCGGAGCAAUCGCAGAGUCGAGACGCCUCAAAGAUAGAUCUAUUGUAUGGCGUCACCCAAGUCAUCUAGAAAGAGCUGACAGCAGUGCCUAUACUCAAAACUCAUGCGAUGCCGACUCUUGACAAUCCGAGUC
Didymella exigua CBS 183.55 is the source of this 2397-nucleotide messenger RNA. RefSeq lists its product as uncharacterized. Bases 130 to 2133 code for a protein of 667 amino acids. NCBI's taxonomy places the organism in Eukaryota, Fungi, Ascomycota, Dothideomycetes, Pleosporales, Didymellaceae. The record is from RefSeq and is a predicted model, not a curated record. The transcript is spliced from 3 exons.